Messenger RNA from Xyrichtys novacula (pearly razorfish), 1832 nucleotides. The record is from the annotation of a GenBank genome assembly. Lineage: Eukaryota; Metazoa; Chordata; Actinopteri; Labriformes; Labridae.
AGAGCUUGGCAGCUGGUGACAGGCUCGGAAGGCGUCGGUGGAAGAAGUUUUAGGACAGUUGUUUUUGCAGACAAUAAGGUGGCUAAAAACGACUUAAAACUCACGACAACGGACUUAAACGGCAUCGUGAACUGUAAGUAUGAACAUAUGCUGACAUAUAUUUGAGUUUUUUGUCGCUUUGUGGCGAAUUGAGAGAGUUAAAUGGCUGUUAGCAACCUUGAAACAAAGAUGUUGUUGGUCAUUCAUUUCUCAAUACUUCUAAUUUUCUAUAUGUGCGUGUCACUAAUGUUUAACUGACUUAAACUACUCGCUUUUAGCUUGAUUUUUAAAGCUUAUCUGUUGUUAUUCCCUCUGAUUACAGAAAGCAGCUGAUACCAUUGCAAACCACAAAGAAGACCACUAUGCCUGCUCUCUCUGCACCCACUGAAAUCGUCAGCUCCCCUCCUUCCCCAGUGGACAGCAGUCCAAGGAGGCUGUCAUGGGGCAAACUGGUGCAAAGACUGACCGAUUUCAGUACACCAGGCAACAGCAGCAGUAUAGAGUCUGGGUCCAACAAUGGCAGCAGGAGUGAUCUCUCAGACUCAGGUAAACAACCCUGAAAACAUUGAUAUCACUGAUUAUUUGUCCUGUUUUGUUCAUGGUUCAGGAUGUAACCUAUUGUUUAACCCCUCACAGGCUCAGAUGUCUCCAGUGACCCCUUAACAUGUAAUGAAGACCUGUUUUAUGAUCCAAUGGAGGAGACCAUCCUGAAGGAAGUAGUGGACCUUAUUGCACGUAGCCUGAGAGAGGCCAAAGACUCCGAUUGCGCCUUGAGAUGCACAAAACUCCUCAUUCCUGAGAAACUUCUGGAGCACAUCGGUCAGGAGCUCCUUCACCUGGCAGCUAGCGAGCCCUGCGGUCUAAGGGGGGCUCUCAUUGACCUCUGUGUGGAGCAAGGGGCCUUGUGCGAGAGCAUGGGGCAGCUAUCUGUGGACCCUUACCUCGUCCCCACCUUUCAGCUGACUCUGGUGUUGAGGCUGGAGUCUGGUGGACUGUGGCCAAAAAUCCAAGAACUUUUUAGUGCCAAGUCUCCUUCCAAUCCAGUAGUGAGACAGGAGAUCAAACUCAGCACUGGUUUCCGUGUGAUAAAGAAGAAACUGUAUUGUUCUGAAGAACUGCUUAUUGAGGAAUGUUAGAAGAUCCUGGGAUUGUAAAGUUUUAUUGUCUGCGCCUUUUUAAAACGAGCUCACAGAAGGGCCUUAUUACUGUAAUACAUGUAUAUGAUGCCUUAUGAGGCGUGAGGAUGGACUCUGUCAUGGUACAGCGUAUUGUUCCUAUUGUAAGGGAGAUAAAGUUUAUGGUACCAGGAGCAGAUGCUGCUCCAACACACACGAUCGUGAUGAUAGUUGGAUUUCCAAAUGGGUUCCCAUCCUGAUAUAUGUGCUGAACAGGCAUUUUGCGAGCAUUUAAGUGCGUACCUCAGUUUCUAUUGAAACAAUAUAAACGGCAGCUAGCUUUGGUGAUAUUCAUGAAAGACCAUUGUGUUGUUCCUUUCUUUUAAUUUGUGGUGAUUAAUUGUAAUGUUCGCCAGUUGAUGAAUUGUACACCAAGCAUACCAUUAGGGACCUUUUUAGUGACCGCUUGAACCCAAGAGCAAAGGCCUACCGCUGCAUGCCUUGUGCAGUUUAUGUGCAAGCUGCAGCAAAAUAUGUUCAAGUGUAACUUUAGCUUAUACCUGUGUGGACCUGUUUGCAUUCAACUUUAUUUAUUUGACAUUCAAAUACUCAUAUCAUUGCACUGUUUUUGUACUUUCAUGAUGCAAAUAAAUUAUUUUUUUUCAACAGUUCUGUUUU